Molecule: messenger RNA, 1383 nt
Organism: Rhodotorula toruloides NP11
Lineage: Eukaryota; Fungi; Basidiomycota; Microbotryomycetes; Sporidiobolales; Sporidiobolaceae
Exons: 6
Coding region: 1-1383 (460 amino acids)
Source: RefSeq, a predicted model, not a curated record
AUGGGCGACCAGCUCGUCGCAGAAGGCGACGUCCGCAAGGCCACCUCCGCCUUGCUAGGCUCGACUGUCGCAGGAUCUCUCGUCGCCCUUGUCCUCUACGGCAUCUACGCCGCAACCCACACUCGUUACAUCGCCUCGGAACCGUACACCCGCCUCGCCCUCCGCGUCAAGACUGUCCUGUGGGCAGUCUUUGCGCUUCUCACGGCCUACUCGGCCCUCGUAUUCUGCGACGUUGUGCACUGGACGACAACCCUCAAACGCUCACCGGACGACAUUCUCCACGGCUGGCCCGUCGAUUGGCUUCUUCCCCUCUUUGCAGGAUUCGUAGCGCUGCCAGUCCAGGCGGUUCUGGCAGUGCGAGCCGCUGCGGGCAUUGAGGAGCGCAAGAGUCGCAAGAUGUUCGUGUUCGCGAUGGCGCUUUGGAUCCUUGUCGCUUUCGCCGCGUCUAUCGCAACGACCGUCGCAGGUUUCACAGCUCGCGACACCGCUAGUCUCAAGAUCAACCCUCGCGAGCACGACAUCGUCACGGCCGUCUGGCUCUGGUCGACCACCGUCGUCAACCUCGCCUUGACUAUCUCUCUCGCACUCACGCUCAGUCAACGCCGUACUGCUUACGACGAGACGACUACAUCACGCAUCAAGGCCUCUAUAUCGGCUUUGAUGCAUACGGCGAGCAUUACCGCGGUGCUGGCAUUCGCUGGAGCUCUCUCCGUCACUGUCGUCGUGACCGAGCACGCCAUGUGGUCCUUGAUCGACUGGGCCUUCUGGCUUCCCCUUCCGGCUUGCUACGGCAUCAGCCUGUACACUACUCAACCUACCCGCCGCCCUGCCGAACAGCCCUACCGCUCCGCCAUCCCGCUCCCGACGAACCACCACAACACGCACCUCCAGACAAAGGAAAUGCCCGCUCUCCCGUCCGACUCGGUGACCGUCAUGGUCCCUCCUUCCUACGCCGCCGUCACCGCAGGCGAGGCGUCCGCUUCGUCGCUCGUCUCGCCCGAGAAGACGGCCUCCGCUCACUCGACGCCCAACACUUCGCCGACCAAGAAGCCGUCUCGCUCCUCCGCCUUGUACGACCGCAUCGAGCCGUGGGAGCGUCGCGCAAGUAUCGACAACCCUCCCGUUCCGAUGCCGCUCGGCUACUCGCCCUCACUCCAGGCAGGCUCGAGGCGGGCUUCGAGUCUGGAUAUCCCGAUCCGUGCACCGUCGAGGCUGAGGGGCAGCAGCAUCUCGGACGUUGAGACGGUCGACGAGAGCGAGAAGGAGUACGGGACGGACGGGGAGGUUGAGGAGAAGCAGGAAAAGCGGGAGGCUGAGGAGGAGCGGGAGCGGGCUAGGACGGACAGCGCUCUGCGGUCAAGCGACGGCUUCGAGCACCACUAG